GGUCAACUGUCGUUCGGUGUAGAUUUCAAUCGGUUUAGUUCACGAGGUGUGCUUAUCUUGAAUCAAACAAAGAUAAGGUGAAACUACGUUCAUCAUUUCAGACCAGAAUUAUUUAAGAAUAGCAAUGGAAGUUGUUCAAAUCCUAUGUGUAUUGAGUGUGAUUGCCUUCUCAACCGCUUUUAAACUAGCAAGUACAGACACCUGCCCAAAUACCGACGGGAUCGUUGGAAUAUGUGUAUUUGACCCAUCUAGGAACUGUAUUAAUCAAGACCAGUGUCCAUCCGGAUAUAAAUGUUGUCCGUAUGGAUGUGGUUCACAAUGCUUAGCUGUUACUGUUAAUUUCCAGCAUCUUGGGUCCUGCGAUGCCCAUAUGACAGGCACAUUGGGGGCUAAAUCAUGUGGACACGAUCAAGCAUGUCAGGUCAACGAGAAAUGUUGCAGUGGUCAUUGUGUUGCUGUUCGGAAGUUCUCUGUAAACGUUCUGAACCCAAUUACGAAUCAGUAAUAAAAGACCAGCAGCUUUGUCAUGUGACUGUUAUAUAAAAAUUCUAUACAAUUAAUUGUGCAAACAUCUAUAUUAUAAAAAUAUUA
Messenger RNA from Mytilus trossulus (common blue mussel), 591 nucleotides. RefSeq names its product perlwapin-like protein. Gene Ontology annotation, cellular component: extracellular region. The record is from RefSeq and is a predicted model, not a curated record. Lineage: Eukaryota; Metazoa; Mollusca; Bivalvia; Mytilida; Mytilidae. Gene Ontology annotation, molecular function: peptidase inhibitor activity. The coding region runs from base 125 to 505 and encodes 126 amino acids. The transcript is spliced from 4 exons.